Messenger RNA from Apis florea (little honeybee), 3408 nucleotides. RefSeq names its product dynein axonemal intermediate chain 2-like. The record is from RefSeq and is a predicted model, not a curated record. Gene Ontology annotation, molecular function: dynein heavy chain binding; dynein light chain binding. NCBI's taxonomy places the organism in Eukaryota, Metazoa, Arthropoda, Insecta, Hymenoptera, Apidae. Gene Ontology annotation, biological process: cilium movement; outer dynein arm assembly. Gene Ontology annotation, cellular component: outer dynein arm.
AAAAUCUUCCUUCUCUCAGAAAGACAGACACCCUUCAAUCCUCAUCGAAGAAACACAAGCGUCGUAAGUAGAUCCAUCGCUGCAUCUCCACGUGGAAGAGUUUUGUUCGAGAUAUAUACAAUCUCAUCGAAAACUUUUCCUUUUCCUUGCCUCUUCCUCGCAUCGUCGAACAGGAGCCCAGAAAAGAGCCCGUUUUCUUCGAAACUUUUUUUCCACGGCGAAAAUUCAUUCUUCCCUUGGUAACAGCAUCAAAUUCUGGUUAAGAAACAGGUGGUUCGAACGCGAGUUGUCGGAUGCAAAAAUGGAGGAGAAAAGGGACGCGAUGGUUCGGUUCGUUUUUCCUCGAGAUCUCGAAGGGGGCACGCGGCAGUUUUCUUCCAUUUAUCGGCGGAGUUUAAGCGAGAGAACGUUCUUCCGAAGUUGGGCAAGAACAUGACGAGGCGGAAAACACGGUGGAUAAUCCGUCUGGAAUUUUCUUUGGAUGAAUGACGAACUUAUGACGAGCAGGUUGGAGAAAGUUUUUAGCAUCCCUUCGUCGUCUCUUCACGGAGCCGUAUACGUCUCGUCGGAUGGAGGAUAUUGUGCGGCUCUUGAGGGAAGUUGGCAAUUCCUCCUCCAAGAGGGAAAGAAGAGAUAUGGGAUUAAUUAAUAGCGAUCGAAGAAACGAAAACUUGGAGAAUCCACGGUCGGUCGGAAUGGAGAUCAGAAAGGUGUACGUGAAAACCCGGGCCGAAUUCGGCAAGCAAUGCAUCUUCAAUAUCCGGGAGCCGACAAUGGACGCCGAAAUAUCGCCGAAGCCGGCCGAAAUGAACGCCUUCAUCUUGAAGAACGAGUGCAACGUCGGCAUUCAAAAUACCGCCCAAUUGGCAUUGCAUCAGAUUCAAACGGACGUCAAGCUGUCGAAGAACACGGGGAUGUUUCAUUUCGAGGGCGGAUGGCCGAAGGAUAUCAAUCCACGGGACGAGGAGACCACGUCCAGAUUUCGCAGAAGGGUUGAGAAGGACGACAAUUGGGCACCGAAACUGCUUCCCAUGUUCGAGGUCAUGGAGCACGCUAUUCUCCAGAACGGUACAGUGAACAUUCACCAGCAUUAUUUCGACGACAUGAUACCAACACCGUUGACACAGACCUACAGCUUCAGAACCGUGAACGUGUACAGAGAUCCAGAUAUACCCAGGAGGCCUGUGACGAAUAUUUCUUGGUCCGCCGAUACGUCGAACAGAUUGGCGGUAUCGUAUUGUUUCUUGACCUAUGGGAGGGAGGUUGAUUACAGUAAAACGGUGUACAUCUGGCACGUCGAGAAUCCCACCAAACCUUACAUGGGCCUGGAGCCAAUCUCCCCGUGCGUCUGUUGCGAAUACAGUCCAAGGGAUCUCUCCAUCCUUGCCAGCAGUCAUAUAUCGGGCCAAGUCAACAGCUGGGACACCAGAACCGGGAUCAAGCCUGUUCAAAGCUCUCAUCCGCGAUACAGUCACAGGGACAUAGCGAACAAAGUGAAAUGGAUACCGUCCAAGACGAACACGGAAUUUUUCUCCACGUCGUACGACGGUUGCGCGAUGUGGUGGGACACGCGAUCCCUAAAGCAACCGACCGAGGUUCUGAUAGUCGAUCUCGAGGACCCGAACCAUCCUCAAAUAAACAGGGCGAUCGGCAUCUCGAGCGUGAAUUACUUGCCGAUGAUCGGCACCAAGUUCAUGUUCGGCUUGGACAACGGCAUCAUCAUAUCCGGCUCGAAGAAAGCGAGAACGAACGCGGAGAAGCUCUCGGUUAGGUUCGACGCUCACUCCGAGUUGGUGAAAGCCGUCGAUCGAAGCACCUUCACCCCGUCCCUGUUCCUCUCCGUGGGCGACUGGAGGGUGCGGAUAUGGAUGGAAGACACAAGGGAGGAGGGCCUGAUUUCCACUCGUUUCCAGGUUCAUCCGACGGACGGGUGUUGGAGCAAGACCAGAUCCUCCUGUUUCUACAUUACGACCGACGACGGGAAGAUGAUAGUGUACGACAUUCUGCAAUCCAUUCGACAACCGAUUUUUGAAUUGCAGUUAAGCCACAAUAAGCUCAAUUGCAUCGUGCCCUCCGAGGAGGAGCCGGUUGUCGCUAUUGGAAGUUAUACAGGAAAUGUGUACCUCGUCGAACCCGGUGAAUUCUUCACCACGUUCAGCAGAAGGGACAGGACUUUCUUCUCGGAAUAUUUAGAGAGGUGUUCGAAAUUGACAAAGGGAGUGGAUAUACGAUUAAAGGAAAUCAAAUUGAUGAUAGCGAUUAAAGAGGAGGAGGAGGAAGAGAAGAAGAAAUUGAAGGAGAAAGUUAAGAGGAAGGAGAGGGACACGAGAGUGACGCAGGUGAAAGAACGGGAGAAGGUUGUGAAGGACAGGAAAAAGAUACGGGACUCGGAUGCCCCGGAACUUAUGGAAGCUGAAAGAAAAUACUUUGAAAUUGUGGAGAAAGAAUUGGAGCAGUACGCGGACGAUGAUCCCGACAUCAUCCCGUUGACCGUGUCGAUGCAGGUGAAGAAAAGUGACAAGAGGCGGAAACCGUCUGAGCCGGUGAUCGAUAUCCCUGAGAAAUCGGAAGUGACGAAACGGGAGCUGUUGAAGGUUCGGAGGGAAAAGCUCGUGAAAAAGAUACCGAAGAAGAAACCGACGUCCGUAUUGAAAGUACCGUCUAAAAUAACCGAUGUGUUGAUCAAGAAGGAGUUGGAGAAGAUAAUACCCGAGAUAAUGCACAAGAAGAAGGUGGAGAAGGUGAAGCCAAAGACGGUGAAACUGAAAUUGCCGGAUCCCUGCAAGGACGUGAUUUGUAAGCCGAAAGUGUGCUGUUUGAAACGGGGGGCGAGGGUGAGAAGGAGAAAGAAAGUGAAGAAACAUGAAACGGAGGCUGCUAAACGGAAGCGUGAGAAGGAACAAUUGAUUAUUAUGAAGAUACAGGCGCCGCCUACCGAGCUCAAAGAAGAUGUGUUAAGAGCCAAGGCGGAGAUCAAAUUGGCUCAAAUGAAGAAAAAGCAUCGCAAGAUAUAUAAGAACCCGAGGAAGAGGAAGACCCCAGUGAAGUUACUUCCCAAGAAGGAAGAGGAAGAAGUGGGUGAAGAGGAAAUGCACGAGGAGUUACUGGAAAAAUUAUCGAAAAAAAUAAAGAAAAGGGUGAAGCAAGCAGCUCGGCACCCUUGCUUCCCCAUCAUUGGUAAAACCGCCGAGGAAUUGUACGAGGAUAUUAUCGGUAUUCCUUUCCCUGAGAUUAUCGAGAAAACGAUCAGCGAGGAUUCCAUAGUCGAGUAUUUACGCGCGAAGAAAAGGAUUUAUCCACGAAUCUCGGAAUUCUUCGGCAAUACCGAAUAAAUUGAACGUUCGUUCGGCCCAGGUGGAAAGUUAUCAAGCAACACGGGGAGAAAAGAGGAAAGGAGAAAAAGAAAAA